ACAGCUCGCUAGGGCCAAAACACUUAAAACCACAUUGAAUUCCCUUGUUAAUUAGUUUCGACAAGCACUUUAAUAAUGUCCCAAAAAGAUGAAAAUGUAGUUUCCAUGAAGAAGGAGCUGUCCAUGACGAAAGUUGCGAAAAGAGGAGGUGGACAAGCAAGCGGAGGAGACCAAGGCCAACCUGCAGAAAUCACCACCACGGAGCAAACUUCAGAGGAGGCGAUUACAAUCCAUGAGGAGGUAAUAAGAACCAGUAGGGGGGAGAAACUAAAGAAAAUGAGGGAUGCAUUGGCAGAAGCAGCUCAAAAGCAAAAUGCCGAACCAAAGAUCCAAAGGGUUCCCUUCAUGCUCCGUGAUCACAAAAAUUUAGACAAGUACUACGAGCCAAGGGUGGUAGCACUCGGUCCUCGCCACCAUGGUAAAGAAAAGUACAAGCAGGCAGAGAAAGUCAAGCUUCAAUUGACAGAACACUUUAUCAAAGAUAGUGAGCAGACUAAUAACGAUGAAACGUUGCUCAAGAACGUUGAGGACAAGAUUAAGGAGCUAAGGGAGUGCUAUGAUGACGAAGCAACAAAGGACCACGAUGAUGAGGCCCUCGCGUGGAUGCUGUUCGUUGAUGGGUGUUCGACGUUGGAAUUCAUGUACAAAUAUAAGGAGUUGGAAGCUUUUAAGAUCAAGAGAGACCAAGUGGCAUUUGUAGAACAGGACAUGUUCCUGCUAGAAAACCAACUCCCCUAUCAACUCCUCGAGUUGCUGAUCAGCUCAAGCAACAAACGUGUGGACUUGGAAGCCUCAAUCGAGGAAUUUGUCAAGAUGCAUGGUGGAGCACCAGUAGUUCAAGGCCCUGCCGUGGAAAGAAAGCCAACUCAUCUUCUUGACCUUCUUCGGACAAGAAUGGUAGGACGUCCACCUAGCCUGAGUACAGAACCAGGAUGUACUCAUCAUAUUCUUGACCUUCGGCCAAUGGUAGGACCUCGACCUAGCCAGAGUACAAAACCAGGAUGUACUCAUCGUCUUCUUGACCUUCUUCAGACAAUGGUAGGACCUCGACCUAGCGCCUUGCUUCAUUCUUUUCGCAACGUACAAGAGCUUCAGGCAGCCGGUAUCCAUUUUAGGCCUAGUGAGAAAAACUCAUUGAUGGACAUAUAUUUUAAGCCUCUGUUUCUAUGCUGUGGAUUCCUUUAUCUUCCCAUAAUAAAAGUUGACGACUCGAUGGGGCCUAAGUUCAUGAACAUCAUAGCCUACGAAAUGUGUCCUGAUUUCCAGAACGAUUUUGUGGUCACCUCUUACAUAGGCUUCCUCGAUUCGCUCAUUGAUCAUGCAGACGAUGUGAAGCACUUGAGGAAAAAGGGCAUAGUUCAAAACUUGCUUGGGAGUGAUCAGGAGGUGGCUGAACUCUUCAACGAGAUAAGCACUGACUUGGUCCCUAACGAUGCGAUUUACCGAAAUGUUACAGCACAGAUAGAAUAUCACUACAAAACCAAGUGGAAGACAUGGAUGGCUCAAUUCUUUCAUGACCAUUUCAAUAGUCCCUGGACUUUCUUGGGUUUCAUUGGCGUUCUACUAGGACUUGGCUUGAGCGGUAUGCAGACGUGGUAUGCAGCCUUUUCCGAUCCCUGUCCAUGUGAUGCCGUAUGCAAGUACCUGAAAACACACCCCGGCUGAGAGAUUCGAGUACAUAUCAACUGCCUGCUACCUCUGCAGUUUUUCACAAGUCAUAGUUUCUCAACAGUCCUUUCUACUGUACGCAAGUGUGACGACUACAAUAAGUGAAUUAUAUUAUUUUGUUGUUGUUGGAAAUAAGUGAUUUAAAAUGUACGUGUGCGCGCUUUGUUCUUACUGUAUUGACGGAAACUUUUUUCAGAUUGUAUUUUUGGAACUCUAUUUCAAUCUCACUUUUGCUAUGUAAAACUUAAAUU
Molecule: messenger RNA, 1919 nt
Organism: Malus domestica (apple)
Lineage: Eukaryota; Viridiplantae; Streptophyta; Magnoliopsida; Rosales; Rosaceae
Source: RefSeq, a predicted model, not a curated record